CACGAUCAAAGACUGCUGCUGCCGCCUGUGACUGAACCGCCACACGGCAACUCACGGUAAGACGGUUCCGGUGGAUAUCCCCGGGCCCGUGAUGACGAUGGUGAUGGUGAUGAUGAUGAUGAUGAUGAUGGUGGUCACGUGGGGGGAGGUCAGUAACCCGUGCACUUGUCCGCAGGGGGACCCGUACCUCUCUGUGGCCACCCUGGCGUUCCCGUCUUUCGAUGGCGUUUACCUCCCGAAGCAGGAGAGCGUGUUCCUGCAUGACGUCAAGGAGGAGCUGGAGCUCUACCUGCAGCAGGGCAGCCGCCGCAGCGUGCUCCUGUUCCCCCCUCUGCCGGCCAGACUGCGGUACCUGAUCCACUCCACCGCGGCGGACCGGCCGGAGCUCUCCACCUUCUCCGUGGGGGACGGCUGGUGCCGCCGGCUGGUGGUCUGCCACGCAGAGCUACGGGCUGUGGAAGAGGACGUCGCUGAGGGGGAACCGCCCCGAAGAACCAGGGAGGAGGCGGGCGGCGGCGCCAAGUCCAGGUCCAGGUCUUCUCUCUCGUCUCGAGGCCGGAAGAGGCCGGACAAACCGCUCUACACGCCGCGCGCCGCUCGGGACCGACUCUCCGUCCAGAGCUCUCCGGACCCGCCGGGACACCGAGGGGGUUCUGGUCCGGCCUCGAGUUCAUGCGACUCUCGUUUAUGUCCCGAGGCGACAGAGGAACCCUCCUCCCCCCCAGAGGAACCCUCCUCCCUCCCAGAGGAACCCUCCUCUCCCCCAGAGGAACCCUCCCCCCUCCCAGAGGAACCCUCCUCCCCCCCCACAGUCGUGCCGGAGCAGCUCCUCGGUGAGGCCGACAGCUCGGCUCUCUUUCCUCCUCCGGAGAACCCAGCCGAGCCCGUGGACUGGCAGCAGACCGCGUCCUGCUUCAAGGACAUGACUCUGGAGGAGGAGGACGAGGACGUGUGCACGGACACGGACGAUGUCACUGAAGAGAUCCGGGCGCGGCUCAAAGAGCCGGCGGCCGUCUCCAUCCGGCUCGUUCACAACGACUUCUCCGCUUACGAGAGCGCGCACGCCGGCCUGGAGGAGCUCUGCCACGUGGUCGAGAUCUACGACUUCCCGCCUUGUUUCAAGACGGAGGACCUGGUGGACGCGUUCACCGACUACAGCGAUGGAGGGAUGAAGAUCGAGUGGGUUGACGACACACACGCCCUGGGGGUGUUCUCCACGGGGGCGGCAGCGGUCCAGGCGCUCGCCAUCUGCCAUCCGAUGCUGAAGGCGAGAGCGUUGCAUGAAGCGAGUAAGAAGUCCAAAGGAAGAGCCAACAGGCGAGCAGAGUUCAUCCAGCCCGUGAAGGAGCGUCCGCGGACCGACUCCGCUGUGGCCAGGCGGAUGGUGACCCGAGCCCUGGGGAUGCAGGGACGAGGCCGCAGGGGCCAGCACUACUGAAGGGAGUCGCACACACGGCUUUAUUCAGACGGUUCUCUUUGCUACAGAGCGGUCCAGCAGAGGAUCAGGACCAGCGUCCAGCGCUGAUGGCCUCUCCACUGAUUGGUUCAGCAGGGGAAACGCCUCCCAGGUGCUGCUCUGGAGCUGGACCCGGCCCCUUUGGACCCGGCCCCUCUGGACCGAAGUGGCUCCAGGUGUGAACAAGGAUCCACGAGGAGAAUCUAGUUUUGAUAUCGUUCCUGAAGCGUCCCGGAGUCUUCUCGUUUCAUUUGCUGAAGUCGGGUCGGUGGUGAGAAACCUGACAACCCUCCACUCACCGACCCGGUUCUGGUGGUUCUAACUCUUGUUCCCCGGAGACUCGACUCGCUGGACUCUACCGACAUUUUCUAAUAUUUUAAGUUCAUUUUUAAACUUUGUUUAAGUUGUUAUAUAAGUUCUUUUGUCUGAGUAAUAAACGUCCAGGAGCUGAAGUUGUGUUUCAGGCCUCGGGAGAAACUCUGUAAA
Molecule: messenger RNA, 1942 nt
Organism: Pseudoliparis swirei
Lineage: Eukaryota; Metazoa; Chordata; Actinopteri; Perciformes; Liparidae
Gene: r3hcc1
Product: R3H domain and coiled-coil containing 1
Exons: 8
Coding region: 92-1438 (448 amino acids)
Molecular function (GO): nucleic acid binding
Source: RefSeq, a predicted model, not a curated record